CUUCCUCGUUGCUAUGGCGAGUAACCGGAUGUAAACUACAGUGGAAAUAUUGCCAUUUUUUAUUGGGACUUUUACAGUUUUAUGGGUUGUUUUCUUACAUAAAUAAAGAUUCAUACACUUAAUCAGCAUGUUCAAUUUAAGAUAACAACACAAUAAACACAUCAUUUGAUUUGCAACAGUUUUUCUUUAUGGAAUAACUUCAAAAUUAGGUUUGACAGAACUCGAUUUUUGACAAAAAUAAAAAAUGCCCCAUCUCAAAGAUCAUAAACAAAAACAGCCUCUUUGGAAGGAUUGGGACUAUAAAGCACAGAAGAAAGGAAUAAGGAGCACUGUUUAUUCUGUGAAUAAGGAUGAGUACACCGGAGAGUGGCUAGAUAAUAAAAAACACGGCAAAGGUACAUAUCGCUGGAAAGACACUGGUGCAAUAUAUGAUGGCGAUUGGGCUGAAGGUAAAAGAUGCGGAUUUGGCACUUAUAGUCUCCCUGACAAACAGCAUGGAGGCUUUCAGAAACAAUACUCGGGAGGCUGGAAGAAUGACAAAAGACAUGGUUACGGGACUCACUUCUAUUCGGAGGAUGAAUAUUAUGAGGGAGAAUUUUACGCAGAUAAACGCAGUGGUUGGGGAAGGAUGUAUUACGCAGAUGGUACAAUAUAUGAAGGAGAGUGGUAUGAUGAUCAACGCAAUGGCCAGGGAAUGUUAAGAUUAGCAACUGAAAACCGAUAUGAAGGGAGUUGGAAAAAUGACAAGAAAAAUGGACCUGGAAAGUUCUUUUACUUAGACAAAGGACAGAUUUAUGAAGGUGUAUGGGUGGAUGAUAUACCAAAAUGUGGAGAAAUGAAAGAUUUUGGACGUGAAGGUGCACCAGAGCCAACGCAGUACCCAAUACCAGAGGUAAAGUUGUUAAACCCUGAGAGCGUAGUUGCUAGUGCUGAGAAUCAGUUUCUUCAGGAACAGGAUUAAUAACUUGGAUUAUGAGAGAGCAAAAGUAUUAAUAGAGAGGAAACAAUAUUUGAUCAUGAAGGAGCAAGACAUUGAUUAUGAGGGAGCAAAAUUCCAGCACACUUGAUAAUGAGAGCAAUGAUCUACAAAACUUGUUUAUACUGCAUUAUGAUAGAACAAACAAUAUUAUGGUGGAGAAUUGAGUUAUUUUGAUUACAUAAAAACUCAUUGAAGAAAAAAUCAAUAUCAAAAAACAAGAUAAAAAUUUAUAAAGGAACAAAUUGAACCAAAGACCUUAUUAUUAGUGUGAUAGGCAAGAUACAAAUAUUUUACUGAUAACAUUGAAUUUGAAAACUUCUGCAAAUAUAUUAUUUCACAAUUUUCCUGAUUUUCAAAAAGUUUUCGAAAAUCUGACUCAUUAAAACCAUAUAGAUUAUA
Molecule: messenger RNA, 1378 nt
Organism: Owenia fusiformis
Lineage: Eukaryota; Metazoa; Annelida; Polychaeta; Sabellida; Oweniidae
Source: the annotation of a GenBank genome assembly